AUGGCAGGGCCGGGGGGAGGCGGCGAAAGGGAGACGCGGAUGCUACCGCGGUCGCCGCCGCUGCUGCUGCCGCUGCUGCUGCUAGGGAUUCUCCUUAGCCGGUGCCUGGGAGAGCAGCCCGCUCGCGCCGCCGCCGCCUCUUCCUCUUCCUCCUCCUCCUCUUCCUCCUCCUUGUUGCCCGGGGCAUCUGAUUCUGAGGAAACGGUGAUAAUAGGGUUACGGCUGGAGGACACGGACGAUGUGUCCUUUAUGGAAAAGGGAGUGCUCCGGGUGAGCGAGAGAACUCGUGUCAAACUGCGGGUCUACGGGCAGAAUAUCAAUAACGAGACCUGGUCCCGCAUCGCGUUCACUGAGCAUGACCGGUGGAGGGAAGGGGAAGGCAGGCGGCCGCCAGCUGAGCAAGAAGACGGCCCGGUCCCCGUGAGUUCCGUGUCGUCGGCCCCGCAGCGUUGCGGCAUCCGGACCUCGGAUAUCAUCAUCCUCCCGCAUAUCACCCUCAACCGUCGUACCUCGGGGAUUAUCGAGAUCGAUAUCAAGCCGUUGCGCAAAACCGAAAAAAGCAAGUCCUACUACUUGUGUACCUCUGUGUCUUCCCCUGCUAUCCUAGGAGGGGCGGGGAGUGUGGCUGGGAGCUCUGGUGGUGGAGGUGGCAUGAUUGGUCCUGAUGGAGGGCCCUGGACUGAGACAACCUGGAUCUAUCAUGAUGGUGAGGACACCAAGAUGAUUGUAGGUGAGGAGAAGAAAUUCUUGUUACCCUUCUGGCUUCAGGUGAUCUUCAUCUCCCUCCUGUUGUGUCUUUCGGGCAUGUUCAGUGGUCUCAACCUGGGACUUAUGGCUCUUGAUCCUAUGGAGUUGCGUAUUGUGCAGAAUUGUGGGACAGAAAAAGAAAAAAACUAUGCUAAGCGCAUUGAGCCUGUGCGUCGCCAGGGCAACUACUUGCUCUGUUCUUUGCUUUUGGGUAAUGUAUUGGUCAAUACUACCCUUACCAUACUGCUCGAUGACAUUGCAGGUUCUGGACUAGUGGCAGUGGUAGUAUCCACCAUUGGUAUUGUCAUUUUUGGUGAGAUUGUGCCACAGGCUAUUUGUUCCCGGCAUGGUCUGGCUGUGGGUGCCAACACCAUCUUCCUUACGAAGUUCUUUAUGAUGAUGACCUUUCCAGCCUCUUAUCCAGUCAGCAAACUGCUGGACUGUGUUUUAGGGCAAGAGAUUGGUACUGUCUAUAACCGUGAAAAGCUACUUGAAAUGUUAAGAGUCACUGAUCCUUACAAUGAUUUGGUCAAAGAAGAAUUGAAUAUAAUUCAAGGAGCGCUGGAAUUGCGCACCAAAACUGUGGAGGAUGUAAUGACUCCUCUCCGGGAUUGCUUCAUGAUUACUGCUGAAGCUGUACUUGAUUUCAACACUAUGUCUGAAAUCAUGGAGAGUGGAUAUACACGUAUCCCGGUUUUUGAAGGAGACCGCUCUAAUAUUGUGGACCUUCUUUUUGUCAAAGACUUAGCUUUUGUGGAUCCUGAUGAUUGCACUCCACUCAAGACCAUCACACGUUUCUAUAACCACCCACUGCACUUUGUCUUCAAUGACACCAAGCUUGAUGCCAUGCUUGAGGAAUUCAAAAAAGGUAAAUCUCACUUGGCAAUUGUGCAGCGGGUGAAUAAUGAAGGGGAAGGGGAUCCUUUUUAUGAAGUCUUGGGCAUUGUUACCUUGGAAGAUGUAAUUGAAGAGAUCAUCAAAUCUGAGAUUCUAGAUGAAACAGAUCUCUACACUGAUAACAAGACCAAAAAGAAAGUAGCCCACCGGGAGAGAAAACAGGAUUUCUCUGCCUUCAAACAGACAGAUAGUGAAAUGAAGGUUAAAAUCUCACCACAAUUGCUUUUGGCAAUGCAUCGUUUCCUAGCAACAGAGGUUGAAGCAUUUGGCCCAUCCCAAAUGUCUGAAAAGAUCCUCCUGAGGCUACUAAAGCAUCCCAAUGUUAUUCAGGAGCUGAAGUAUGAUGAUAAAAACAAGAAAGCCCCCGAAUACUACCUCUAUCAGCGAAACAAACCUAUUGAUUACUUCAUUCUAAUUUUACAGGGAAAAGUAGAAGUAGAGGCUGGGAAAGAAGGAAUGAAGUUUGAAGCUGGAGCUUUUUCUUACUAUGGAGUCAUGGCUCUCACAGCCUCACCAGUUCCUUUAUCCUUGUCUCGUACCUUUGUUGUCAGCAGAACAGACAUACUAGUGCCAGGAAGUCCAGCUGAAAAUAAGUCACCACCUCGUUCUUGUGGCUUAAAUCAUUCAGAUUCUCUUAAUAGAGGAGAUCGCAUUGAUGCCGUGACACCAGCAAUAGGGAAUAGCAACAAUCAGUUGAACUCCUCAUUUGUUCAAGUAUAUGUUCCAGAUUACUCAGUCAGAGCAAUCUCAGACAUUCAAUACGUCAAGAUCUCAAGACAGCAAUACCAAAAUGCCCUAAUGGCAUCUCGAAUGGAUAAAACACCUCAGUCCUCGGACAGUGAAACCACUAAAAUAGAACUGACUCUUACAGAACUGCAUGACGGUUUGCCAGAUGAGAUGGCAAAUCUACUGAACGAACAGAACUGUGUAACUCACAACAAGUCCAACCACAGUAUGCAUAAUGAAGGUACCAUCUAGGAAUUGUCACACGGCUUCAUCCUCUUUCUCUGCUUUCCAUCCUCAUUCCCAGUUCACAAGGACUAGUCCUUAUCCUUCACCUUCUCUCUGACUGUGACCACCAUUAACGUGUGCUUAUAAAGCGUGCUGCAUCCAGUGCUCUGAGACCAAAGACAUCCUGGGACCAGGAAACAAAACUGGGAAGAAAUGGGAGCUCAGAGAAUGAGAG
Messenger RNA from Protobothrops mucrosquamatus (brown spotted pit viper), 2830 nucleotides. It is a transcript of the gene CNNM2, whose product is annotated as cyclin and CBS domain divalent metal cation transport mediator 2. The coding region runs from base 1 to 2622 and encodes 873 amino acids. The record is from RefSeq and is a predicted model, not a curated record. Gene Ontology annotation, molecular function: magnesium ion transmembrane transporter activity. NCBI's taxonomy places the organism in Eukaryota, Metazoa, Chordata, Lepidosauria, Squamata, Viperidae. Gene Ontology annotation, biological process: magnesium ion homeostasis; transport. The transcript has 8 exons. Gene Ontology annotation, cellular component: plasma membrane.